AUGGUUUCGACUCCUUUUAUCAUAGUUGUUAUCAUUUCUUUGCUUACCUUCUCUUCUUGUUUGUGUUUUGUCCUCCCCACCAGUAAUAGUACUGGUUUGGCAACAUGGUAUGGGAAUGAAACCGGUCCCGGUAGCGGAGCGGCUUGUGGAUGGGAGGAUGAUGUGAAAGAUCCUCCAUUGUCGUCGAUGAUAUCAGCAGGAAAUGCCAACAUCUUUUUGAAGGGCAAGGGAUGCGGAAAUUGUUUUGAGAUAUUUUGUACACAACCACCACAUUGCUCAGGCAAACCAAUUACAGUGACCAUCAGUGAUGAGUGUCCUGGGUAUUGUAACAAAGUACCUUUUCAUUUUGAUUUAAGCGGGUUCGCUUUUGGUAAGAUGGCAAAUCCUGGCCAAGAGCAGAAUUUACGAAAACUUGGUCAGGUUGAUGUGCAAUACAAAAGAGGAAUGUUGGGUUUUGGUAGGGUGCCAUGCAGUUACGGAAGUACAAAGAUUGCGUUUAAAGUUAGCCAGAAAAGCAACCCAAACUGGUUCGCAAUGGCAAUCGAAUAUGCAAAUGGGGAUGGUGGUUUUGGUCAUGUGGAGAUAGCUGCUGGUGGUACUCAAAAUUAUUCUGCAAUGGAUAACAUAUGGGGUGCAGUUUGGAAAAAAGACAUUGCUCCAUCUUACAAACCUCCAUUUUCUUUUAGGCUCACCUCUGCUGAUGGGAAAACCCUAGUUGCAACUAAUGUGAUUCCUCUAAACUUUGCACCUGGCCAAAAAUACUCAUCAACCGUAAAUUUUUAA
Molecule: messenger RNA, 783 nt
Organism: Cynara cardunculus var. scolymus (artichoke)
Lineage: Eukaryota; Viridiplantae; Streptophyta; Magnoliopsida; Asterales; Asteraceae
Product: expansin-B15-like
Exons: 4
Coding region: 1-783 (260 amino acids)
Biological process (GO): sexual reproduction
Cellular component (GO): extracellular region
Source: RefSeq, a predicted model, not a curated record